Molecule: messenger RNA, 1648 nt
Organism: Trichechus manatus latirostris (Florida manatee)
Lineage: Eukaryota; Metazoa; Chordata; Mammalia; Sirenia; Trichechidae
Gene: SP6
Product: Sp6 transcription factor
Exons: 2
Coding region: 180-1310 (376 amino acids)
Biological process (GO): regulation of transcription by RNA polymerase II
Molecular function (GO): DNA-binding transcription factor activity, RNA polymerase II-specific; RNA polymerase II cis-regulatory region sequence-specific DNA binding
Source: RefSeq, a predicted model, not a curated record
CCUGCCCGCGUCUCUCGCCUCCCCCUUUGGCUCCAACUGUCGCCUUCUUUAUAAAGCCUGGCUCUCCCAUCACCCCCACUGGCCCCUCACUGCUGCUGCCAGCUCUGGGCUCCAUGGACUGGUCCCAUCUGAGGCUCCCCUGACUGUCCCUGCCCCCACCCCCACCCCGGAUCCCGGCAAUGCUAACCGCUGUCUGCGGCUCUCUGGGCAGCCAGCACACUGACGCGCCUCACGCCUCCCCACCUCGCCUCGACCUGCAGCCUCUCCAAACAUACCAGGGCCACACAAGCCCGGAGGCCGGGGACUACCCCUCCCCGCUGCAGCCUGGAGAGCUGCAGAGCCUCCCGCUGGGCCCAGAGGUGGACUUCUCACAGGGCUAUGAGCUGCCGGGGGCCGCCUCGCGGGUAACCUGCGAGGACCUGGAAAGUGACAGUCCUUUGGCUCCAGGACCGUUUUCCAAACUCCUGCAGCCAGACAUGUCGCACCAUUAUGAAUCGUGGUUCCGGCCCACCCACCCAGGCACGGAGGAUGGCUCGUGGUGGGACCUUCAUCCGGGCACUAGCUGGAUGGACCUCCCCCACACUCAGGGCGCGUUGACCUCCCCUGGCCACCCCGGGGCGCUUCAGGCCGGUUUGGGGGGCUAUGUUGGAGACCACCAGCUUUGUGCUCCGCCGCCCCACCCGCAUCCACAUCACCUCCUCCCAGCUGCUGGAGGGCAGCACCUUCUGGGGCCGCCCGACGGGGCGAAGGCCUUGGAAGCGGCUGCCCCGGAGUCCCAGGGGCUGGAUUCCAGUCUGGAUGGGGCGGCCCGGCCCAAAGGCUCCCGGCGGUCAGUGCCCCGCAGCUCAGGCCAGACCGUGUGCCGUUGCCCCAACUGUCUGGAGGCUGAGCGACUGGGAGCUCCGUGUGGCCCAGAUGGGGGCAAGAAGAAGCACUUACACAAUUGCCACAUCCCAGGCUGCGGCAAGGCCUACGCCAAGACGUCCCAUCUGAAGGCACACCUGCGCUGGCACAGCGGCGACCGUCCCUUCGUGUGCAACUGGCUCUUCUGCGGCAAGCGCUUCACGCGCUCCGACGAGCUGCAGCGCCACCUCCAGACCCAUACCGGCACCAAGAAGUUCCCCUGUGCCGUGUGCAGUCGUGUCUUCAUGCGCAGCGACCACCUGGCCAAACACAUGAAAACCCACGAGGGUGCCAAGGAGGAGGCUGCGGGGGCGGCCACAGGCGAGGGCAAGGCCAGUGGAGCGGCGGAGCCCCCCGGGGGCAAAGGCAAGCGGGAGGCUGAGGGCGGCCCGGCACCAUCCAACUGAGCGCCGCGGGGUGGGGGGGGGCCGCCACCCUGGUCUCCGCUGGGGCAUCCGAAGAGAACCCUCAGGCCUGAAGCUUUUGGGAGUGGCUUGAGUGAGGGAGAAAGGUGGUUAUUUAUUGAUGGGGAGGAAAAGUGGUGCAGGGACAGGGAGACAGGGUGCUAGGGGUUUUUAGUCACUAGGGCUGGAAGGGCCAUGUUUGAUUGGUGGGCCAGGAGUAGCAGCGAAAGCCCUUCUGUUUUCCCUUCUGUCAUUAUUUCUCUCACGCCGCUGGACUGCGGAGGCGCGGGGUGGGGGGGGCACCGCUAAGGUAGCUGGUGGGGGGGAUGGGCUGGACAGCA